AUGGUGUUUGAUUCUCAGAGCCAAUCGGAUUGCUCUUCCAACCCGAUUCUUUGGAAUUCGAUUCUCAGAGCUAAUGUCUCCGGUGAGUGGUAUGAAAACGCUCUCAAUUUGUAUGCUAGAAUGCGCAAGUUUGGAAAUUUAGGCGAUGGUUUCACUAUCCCUUUGGUGAUUCGGGCGUGUAGAAACCUGGGUUGUCGAAGCAGCAAGAGUUCUAGACUGUGUCAGAUUGUUCAUUCUCAUGCUAUUGAGGCUGGUUUCCGAACCCAUCUCCACGUUUCGAAUGAGUUGAUCGGGAUGUAUGCGAAACUGGGACGGAUGGUUGAUGCACGCAAAGUGUUCGAGAGAAUGCGUGUUAGAACCACUCUGUCAUGGAAUAUGAUGGUUUCCGGGUAUUCCUUCAAUUGUGAUGCUGUUGCUGCCCUUGAUAUCUUUCGAAGGAUGGAGACCGAAGGAUUGGAACCUAAUCUCAGACCUGAUAUAGUUAGCUGGAGUGCUGUAAUAAGUGGCUUUGCCACGAAUCAGAGAGAAGAAGAGGCACUGAAUCUCUUCCGACGAAUGCAUAGUGCCGCCAACGUGACAGCAAAUGCUGUCAUGAUUUGCAGCGUUUUGUCAGCAUGUGCAGAGUUAUCAGCACUGAAUCUCGGGAAGGAAAUCCAUGGAUACAUGAUAAGAACAUUCCUGAGCAACGAGCUUCUUGUUUCAAACAGCUUGGUUGAUAUGUACAUGAAAUGUGGGAACCUGAAGGAAGGCCAUUUAGUGUUUGAGAGAACUGAGGGUAAAGAUGUGAUUUCAUGGAACUCCAUCAUCAAAGGAUUUGGGAUGUAUGGACUUGGCAUCAAAGCUCUACAGAUGUUUGAUCGUAUGAUCACUUCUGGCCAUCAGCCGGAUGGGAUAACCUUUGUUGCGAUUCUCUCAGCUUGUAGUCAUGCUGGACUUGUUGACCAAGGCCGUUUGCUUUUUAAUAAUAUGGUUUCCAAGUAUGGAAUUGAACCAGGGAUGGAGCACUAUGCUUGCACAGUGGAUUUGUUGGGUCGGUCAGGUUUCCUUGAAGAGGCAAGCGAAGUUGUUAAGAAGAUGCCGAUGGAGCCUAAUGAUUGUGUGUUGGGUGCUCUGUUGAACUCAUGUAAAAUGCAUACUAACACGACUUUUGCAGAGAAUGUUGUGUCUCGAAUGUCAAGUCUUGUAUCUGAGCGUCCUUGGAGCUGUACGUUGAUGAUGAAUAUAUAUGCAGGUAGUGGUAAGUGGGAGGAUUCUGCCAAGGAGAGAGCCUCUGCGAGGAGUAAAGGGUUGAAGAAAGCUGCUGGGCGGAGCUGGAUUGAGGUGAAGAAGAAGUUCCAUAAGUUCGUGGCAGGGGAUUGCUUGGAGGAGAAGAAUUCAGGGGAGAUCUUUAGGGUUCUUGGGGGACUGACGAAUCAGAUGGAGGAUAUCAGUGAUGACUAUGUCAUCUUUUUGAAGUUGAUGAUGUUGGACUAA
This is a messenger RNA of Linum tenue, 1473 nucleotides long. Lineage: Eukaryota; Viridiplantae; Streptophyta; Magnoliopsida; Malpighiales; Linaceae. The record is from the annotation of a GenBank genome assembly.